GGACCUAAAUCAUACGAUUGUUUUAACUGCCAAAGGAGAACUCGCCAGAAAGACAGAUACCCUAUCCACAAGAAGUACAAGUCUCUUCUGUACAAACCUACUGGUAGGACACCAUGUGAAACAGACUCUUUAUGCAACAGAUGUCGCCACAUGUUUGACUCUAUUCUGCGAAGGAAGGAUGACAAGAAAAAGAGCAGCACAUCACUGCAGCAACCUGAGGAAAAGGUUCUUCACCCCUCACAACAGGCUCCAUUCAGUCCGCCUUCGGUUACCCUUCCAUUUCCCUGUACCACCAGAGGUCAUUCUUCAUGUUGCCUAUGCAAGAGACCUGGUCCAAAGCUAGUAGUGGUGCCCGUUGACGUUCGACACAGGAUUUUCAUUUCCCAUGAAAUUGUCAUACCAGCUGGAGCCCGUUGUUGUCCCAAUCAUCUACAGAGAAACAUAGAGAAAAUCAGCCCUUCAGCAGAAACCACUACAGUGAACAGAUCCUACAUAUCUCAGCUCAUAAGAUUUCUAAGAACAGAAGUACUGAAAACUGAGAAGACCAGACUGAGCUUCGACAAUUCAAGUCACCUCAUUGACAGCGACUAUGUUGAUCUUCUAGGAAUUCCGAAAGCUGCUUAUGAUGAUCUCCUGAAAUAUGUGGACAGCAGAGUGAAAAGUACACCAUCAAGAACUGUCAGGACAAGUCUGGCCAUUUUUCUCAUGAAGCUGAGAGGAGGAGAUUCCAACAGGGUUCUUUCUACUCUAUUCAACAUUUCAAAGUCUGGGAUACGAAGAAGCAUUAAGGUCAUUCGCUCUGCUCUCAUUGAUGGAAACUUUGUAAAAGAAAACCUUGGGUUCCAGCACAUCACCAGAGAAGAGAUCAUACAUCAACACACUCGUCCACUUGCACAGACCCUCUUUGGAGACAACACACAGCCACAAGUUAUACUCGUCUUGGAUGGCACAUAUAUCUAUAUCAACAAAAGCAGCAAUUUUAAAUUUCAAAGACAAUCCUUCAGCUUUCAUAAAGGGCGACAACUUGUCAAACCCAUGGUCAUUGUUUCCACUUCAGGGUACUUUCUUUCAGUUCUGGGGCCCUAUUUUGCCAAAGACAAUGAUGCAAGCAUCUUGACCCACAUAAUGAGAAGCAACCUUGAAGAUAUCCGCAAUUGGGUUGAAGAGGAUGACGUCUUCAUUGUGGAUAGAGGGUUCAGAGAUUCUCUGACGUACUUGGAGGAACUUGGAAUUCAAGUCAAAAUGCCCUCAUUUAUGGAAAAAGGGGAGAAACAGUUGUCUACAGAUGCAGCCAAUACAAGUCGUUUAGUAACAAAGAUAAGAUGGGUUGUUGAGAGCGCAAAUGCAAGAAUAAAACAAUGGAAAUACCUCAGUUACAUUUUGCCAUCCAGCCAGAUCCCCUUUAUAGGGGAUUACGUCAGAAUUGUAUGCAGCAUUUGCAACAGGUAUUUAAAACCCCUUGCCAGUGGGAGUGUUGAAGAGGACCAGGCUCUUGGAGCUAAGAUGCUAUUUCUGUCCAAACAGGUCAACCAGCUGAAGGAGCAAGUGGAGGAACAGCAUCUAGACCGCCGGACUGUAUGUUGGAGAGAAGUGAGCGAGGUGGUUGACUUCCCACAGUUGGAUGAGGAGAGGCUGCGUGAACUGACGUGUGGAAGUUACCAGCUCCGUCUAUCCACCAGCUAUGCUCAAGAGCACAUAGAAGGGGGAUGUACCAUCCACAUGCACAAGGAGGAGGAGGGACUAUUGAGGAUACGUCUUCAGAGCAGGCACAUUUCUUCAAAGACCUACCAACUCUGGAUUAGGUACAAGGAUGGUGACAUUGUUGCAUGGUAUUGCAAGUGUAGAGCUGGUGCACGGGUUGUUGGCAUGUGCGCUCACACAGCAUCCAUUGUAUGGUACCUUGGGUAUGCGCGGCACAGGUGUAACCCAGGCAAAAUUGGAGUGCGUGACUGGGGAGAGUUCUUGGAGGAUGCCACAGCAGUGGACGAGUCUGAAGAAAGCGACAGUUCAGGUGAUGAAAGUCCUGUAGAGGAAUAAUUUCCUUUUCUUAUGCAGUCUUAUUUUUAGGUAUAUAAAAAUUCUAGUUCAGUUUUCUACAAAAAUGAUUAAUUAAUAUGUAUGGAAAACAUUCAUAACAUUAAUAUAUUGGUAUUUUGUAUUCUGUAGAGACAAAGUAUGAUUUUAUCACAAGAAUUUUCUUCUAUUUGCAUGACCAUUGACCAAGCAUUUAAUCAUAUUAACAAUUACAUGUACUUUUGUAUGUCAGCAUUCAUACAUGUAUGUCCUUGUGUUCCAAUGUUGUUCCCAAUGACCUAAACUAGACUGUUAGUGUUAGAUGUUUCAUUAUUUAUGAAUAUAUUGUAUAUUUUGAUUUUUUUUGCAAUCAUUUUUUUAUGAUGAUGUGACUAGAUAAAAAAUGUUAUGUUGCUCUCUCAUUUUUAUUUCUAACAAGAAUUUUAUAUUUUAAUUUGCUACUUUAUAGAGUGAAUUUCAUAGCAUUGCAAUUUUUUUACAAUAAGAAUAUUAAUGUAUGGUUUAAAGGAGUUUAAACACUGAAUUGUUUUAACGGUGUUUAUAAAAAUAAUAAUUUUAAUUGUUGUAAAUGUUAAUGAAUUACAUUUUAAUUAAGAUAAACUUGAUUGCAGUUUAAAUGCUUUACUAAUUUUAGCAAUAUGCUACCACUGAGUGAAAUGAGUGAUAGAUAGAUAGAUAGAUAGAUAGAUAGAUAGAUAGAUAGAUAGAUAGAUAGAUAGAUAGAUAGAUAGAUAGCUGAAGAAAUCUUAUCAUUUUGGGAAAAAAUCUGACAUACACAUAUAUACAGUCUGUAUACACACUGCAUUUUGUUUGGGCAGAUGUACAUGUAUAAUUCAUAAUAAGAUUAAUUUCAGUUUUAGUUAAGAGAGUUCAUAUCUUAGAUUUGUUGUUGUUGAUGGUUGUUUCGUUUGUUUGAUUCGUAAUUUCAUGGACUGAAUGUGAAGAUUAUAAGGAAAAUGCAGAGAGAGAGAGAGAGAGAGAGAGAGAGAGAGAGAGAGAGAGAGAGAGAGAGAGAGAGAAUGUGUGUGUGUCUGUUUACAACUUUACAACAAUCCUAGAUUAUAAAUAUUCUUCAAAUAAUUUGAUUAUUUAUUAUAUAAAUGACAAUUGAUUGAU
Magallana angulata is the source of this 3150-nucleotide messenger RNA. RefSeq lists its product as uncharacterized. The record is from RefSeq and is a predicted model, not a curated record. The coding region runs from base 151 to 2037 and encodes 628 amino acids. The transcript is spliced from 3 exons. NCBI's taxonomy places the organism in Eukaryota, Metazoa, Mollusca, Bivalvia, Ostreida, Ostreidae.